Colletotrichum orchidophilum is the source of this 3870-nucleotide messenger RNA. Its product is annotated as PDZ domain-containing protein. Lineage: Eukaryota; Fungi; Ascomycota; Sordariomycetes; Glomerellales; Glomerellaceae. Bases 1 to 3870 code for a protein of 1289 amino acids. The record is from RefSeq and is a predicted model, not a curated record. Gene Ontology annotation, molecular function: serine-type endopeptidase activity; protein binding. Gene Ontology annotation, biological process: proteolysis. The transcript is spliced from 8 exons.
AUGGCUGAUACCAAGGGUGCUGCCACCAACGCCGGCGAGGCGGCUCCCGCUGCUGGCCGCGUGGGUGCUUGGACCGAUACCGAGCGCUUCCAGCUUGUGCUGCGCGUCCUCGCGACUCUGCUGCCCGAUGGCAGGGGCGUUGAGUGGAAGAGAGUCAAUAUGGAAGGUCGCACUCUGAAGGCCAUGCAGGGCCAGUGGACCGCUAUUGUGGCUCAGAUGCGUGACCUCAACAUCAGCGAGGACGGCGAGGCCCCUGCUCCAAAGGCCAAAACCCCCCGCAAGGCGCUGGCCAAGAAGAAGACCGUCGCUGCUGCCGAAGAUGGCGAGGCGGCCGACGACCAGGAGGGCAGCGAGGAGACCAAGGCGGCCACCCCCAAGAAGCGCGCUGCUGCUGCGACCAACGCUGGCGGAACCCCCAAGAAGCGUCGCGCUCCGGCCAAUAAGGCUGCUAAGGUCAAGGCCGAGGCCGAGGCCGAGGCUGAGACCCAAGCCGAGACCAAGGAAGACAACGAUGCAUCCACCACCACCACCACCACCACCACCCUCACCCUUGCCUCCCCCCAGCUUUUUGGACGCCUACAAGAGCUCCUCCCGUUCUCACAACGCGGCUACUCCCGCAUAGCUUUAGCCAGUUCUCACAGAGACUUUAGCUAUAAGGCCACGCGACGAACCGUCUUCGCCCAGACUCGCCGCCCCUUCUUAGCAGCCGUCGGACCCGAUCCCUCGUCGACGCCGCAGCACAAAAACCAACCUUCCUCUACCCAAAACACAACGACCGAGACCACAAACAUGAACGGCAACAGCGCAUCGCCGCGCUCCAAGCGCAAGGCUCCUACGAGUCCCGAGGGUCUGCGACCGCAUAAGCAGCACCGCGCCCUGAACGGCAAGCUGUCUGCCGGCGACAAUACGCCCGAGGUUGAGCUCGUCGAGGAGGAAGAGGAGAGCGAAUUCGAGGAUGCAGCGAGGCUGAACGGCAUGUUUCCCAUCACGCAGGAGCCGGAGGCGUGGCAAAAGACCAUCGAGAACGUUGUCAGCAACGUCGUCUCCAUUCGCUUCUGCCAGACAUGCUCCUUCGACACGGACGCGGCCUUGACGAGUGAGGCAACUGGUUUUGUGGUGGACGCUCAGAAGGGAUACAUCUUGACGAACCGACACGUCGUUGGAGCCGGACCGUUCUGGGGUUACGUUGUCUUCGACAACCACGAGGAGGUUGCUGCGUACCCAGUCUACCGCGAUCCUGUUCACGACUUUGGUAUUCUACGAUUCGACCCCAAGGCUGUCAAGUACAUGAAGCUGAAUGCGCUGGUACUUCGUCCAGACCUUGCGAAGGUUGGUGUUGAGAUCAGAGUUGUGGGUAACGAUGCCGGAGAGAAGCUCAGUAUCUUGUCUGGCUUCAUCAGUCGUCUCGACAGAAAUGCGCCGGAGUACGGAGAAGGAUACAGCGACUUCAACACCUGCUACUAUCAAGCCAACGCGGCCGCAAGUGGCGGUAGUUCUGGCAGUCCGGUUGUGAACGUUGACGGCUUUGCCGUGGCUCUGCAAGCUGGUGGACGAUCCGAUGGUGCUUCGACAGACUACUUUCUCCCCCUGGACCGACCAUUACGAGCCCUUGAGUGCAUUCGCCAGGGCAAGCCCGUCACGAGAGGUGAUAUUCAGUGCCAAUUCCUCCUCAAGCCUUUCGACGAGUGUAGACGGCUCGGCCUGACUCCAGAGACGGAGGCCGCGACUCGGCAGCACUUCCCCAAGGACAACAAUAUGCUUGUUGCCGAAAUAGUACUUCCUAAGGGCCAGUCUGACCAAAAGAUCGAGGAGGGCGACAUCCUUGUCAAGGUGAACGGCGAGCGUGUGGGUCAAUUCAUCCGUCUGGAUGACUUGCUGGACUCGAAUGUCGGCCAAACCAUCCAUCUCCUGCUCCAGAGAGGCGGCGAGGAUAUUGAGGUCGAUGUCAAGGUUGGUGACCUGCACCAGAUCACCCCUGACCGCUUCGUAUCCGUCGCAGGUGCCAGCUUUCACAGCCUGUCAUAUCAGCAGGCCCGUCUAUACGGUGUUGCGUGUCAAGGUGUCUUCGUUUGCGAGGCGACUGGCUCUUUCAGAUUCGACAAUGCGGACAACGGCUGGCUGAUUCAGACCGUGGACCACAAGAAGACCCCUGAUCUGGAAACCUUCAUCGAGGUGAUGAAGACGAUCCCGGACAAGUCCCGCGUAGUUGCCACUUAUAAGCACCUGCGUGACCUGCACACUCUGAACACCACAAUCGUCUACGUUGACCGACAUUGGUCAGCCAAGAUGAAGAUGGCCGUCCGAAACGACGAGACGGGACUCUGGGACUUCACUGACCUUGCUGAUCCCCUCCCUCCCAAGCCGCCUGUUGCUCGCUCCGCUUCUUUCAUCCAGCUUGAGAAUGUGAAGCACACGGCCAUCGCUGACCUGGUGCGCAGCUUCGUCCAUGUCAACUGCACAAUGCCCGUCAAGCUGGACGGCUUCCCCAAGAACAGGAAGUGGGGCAUGGGCCUGGUGAUCGAUGCUGACAAGGGUCUCGUUGUCAUCUCAAGAGCAAUUGUGCCUUACGAUUUGUGUGAUGUGACAAUCACCAUUGCGGACUCGAUCAUCGUCGAGGGCAAGGUCGUCUUCCUCCACCCCCUGCAAAACUAUGCCAUCGUGCAGUACGACCCGAAGCUGGUCAAUGCUCCCGUCCAGAGUGCGAGGUUGAGCACGGAUAAUAUUACCCAAGGAGCUUCCACCAACUUCAUGGGAUACAAUAGGAUUGGAAAGAUUGUCCAUGCCUCUACUACAGUCACUGAGGUCACCGCCGUGGCUAUCCCGGCCAACUCUGGUGCACCUAGAUACCGUGCCAUCAACGUCGAUGCCAUCACUGUUGACACGAGCCUGAGUAAUCAGUGUGGAAGCGGUGUUCUCGUUGCCGACGACGGUACGGUUCAAGCCCUCUGGCUCACUUACUUGGGCGAGCGCUCUCCUUGCAGCAACCGUGAUGAGGAGUACCAUCUUGGCCUUGCCACGCCCACUCUGCUACCUGUCGUGUCUCAGAUCCAACAAGGCAUCGUUCCCAAGUUGCGCAUGCUAUCCGUCGAGUUCAGGGCCAUCGCCAUGGCUCAGGCUAGAGUGAUGGGCGUCUCUGACGAAUGGAUUAGCAAGGUCACCGAAGCCAACAAGACACACCACCAGCUGUUCAUGGUCAGCAAGCGAACCUUCGAGCGCAGUGAGCAGUCUAGUGCUCUGCUCGAGGGUGACAUCUUGCUCAUGCUCAAUGGCAAGGUCAUUACCAAGGUUUCAGAGCUGGACAUCAUGUACUCUCACGAGGUUCUCGACGCCGUCAUUGUCCGUGACUGCGAGGAGAUCCAAAUCAAGGCCCACACCGUCGCCGCCGACGAUGUCGAGACCGAUCAUGCCAUUUCCUUCUGUGGAGCCGUUCUGCACCGACCUCACCACGCCGUCAGACAGCAGAUUAGCAAGCUGCACAGCGAGGUGUAUGUCUCGGCCCGCACCCGUGGUUCGCCUUCUUACCAGUACGGCCUCGCGCCCACCAACUUCAUCACUCAUGUGAACGGCAAGGCGACGCCUGAUCUGGAGACCUUCCUCGCAUCCGUCCAGAAGAUCCCAGACAACACCUAUUUCCGGCUGAAGGCUGUCACUUUCGACAGCGUGCCUUGGGUCAUCACCAUGAAGAAGAAUGAGCACUACUUUCCCACAACGGAGUGGAUCAAGGAUCCGGCGGAUUCCUGCGGCUGGAGACGAAAGACGUACGAGGGCGGCAAGACGUACGAAGGCGAGGGUCCCGACGGUGUGCUCGACGCCGUGCUCGCCGUCACCGAGGACGCUGAGAUGGUUGACGAGGCCCCAGCCCCCAUGUAG